CCCAGCUAGACCUCCAGAGAGAAAAAGCAGCUGUAACUGAAAUAGGUUUUAGAUUGAACUAAUUAAAUAUUAAUAUAGAUCAUUUUGUGGAACAGAGCGUUAACGCGAACUAAACUGCCUCCAUGUCACUGAAAUGCAACAUAACUUUGAACAACUUUUAUUUAAGAUUAUCAACAUGCUCUUGAUCUGUUAUUAACAAUAGUGUACAAAUUACCAAUGUUUGCAGCAUUUUCAGGAGUCUCUUACUGCCAACAGCUUAACGUCCCUAAUUAACUGGUUAUGUGAAAGAUGAAGACGGUUUCAGGUGGGCAGAACAGUUGCGCUCGACAGCCAAAAGCGAAGCAAUCCUGCACUUUUGCAGCACCUUCGUUUUGCUGUUGUGAUUAAGGGAUGGAGGAUGGCUUCUCACACCUUCAGAUAUGUGUCCUGAGAACCUCUAAAUUGCCAAAGGCUAGAAACUCAUGAUUAUCAAUGUGUGCAAUCAUAAUGUCAUCUAUAAUCAGUAUGGCAGCACUUUAAAACGCCUACCUUUUCAGUGACCAGCAUACAGAACUGUGAGCUAAAGGACAAUAAGCUCACAAAUUGUAGUGCCAAGAACACAUGACGCCCACUCAGAAAACAAACUCUUGCAAAUAUUUUCAAAUGAAUGAACUUGAAAACAUACAAGAAAACUAUGUCUGACCUUAAAAAAAACAGUAAAAAAUUAAUCUACUCUGACAGUGACUUUUAUUUUCACCUUGUCCUCUAAUGAGAGCCAGAUAUCUAUUUGCAUACCGUCACAUGCUGCAAUGACUCAACCCAACAUUACAGUUCUCUCAGCUAAUAUCUCUGGAGGAUUCGAAUCGGGUAAUCUGUACCGUCCAUUUUCUGUGUUCAGUGUUCUCACGCUCACUUUGCUGGCCAUGCUAGUGGUGGCCACCUUUAUAUGGAACCUUCUGGUUUUGGUGACCAUCCUGAGGGUGCGCACCUUCCAUCGUGUUCCCCACAACCUGGUUGCCUCCAUGGCCAUCUCUGAUGUGAUGGUUGCAGGAUUGGUAAUGCCCCUCAGUCUGGUUAGGGAGCUCUACGGUAGGCGUUGGAUUCUGGGUCGGGCCCUGUGUCAGGUGUGGAUCUCCUGCGAUGUGCUCUGCUGCACAGCCAGUAUCUGGAAUGUGACGGCCAUUGCCCUAGAUCGCUACUGGUCCAUCACACGCCACCUGGAGUACACACUGAAGACGCGCAAACGAAUCUCCAAUGUGAUGAUUGGCCUCACGUGGCUGCUCUCUUCUGUUAUCUCGCUUUCGCCACUCUUCGGUUGGGGUGAGACGUACUCGGAAGACAGCCUGGCUUGUCAAGUAAGCCAGGAGCCCUCUUACACAGUCUUCUCCACCUUUGGAGCCUUUUACCUGCCUCUCUGCGUGGUGCUCUUUGUCUACUGGAAGAUUUACAAGGCUGCCAAGUUCCGCAUUGGCUCUCGCAAGACCAACACCAUCACACCCAUGGCUGAGGUCAUAGAGGUUAAGGAGGCUGAACGACAGCCACAGAUGGCCUUCACAGUUCGUCACGCUACUGUGUCUUUCCAGACGGAUGGCGAGACGUGGCGAGAGCAGAAAGAGAGGAGAGCGGCUCUGAUGGUGGGCAUCCUGAUUGGUGUGUUUGUGCUCUGUUGGAUUCCCUUUUUCCUUGCUGAGCUCAUCAUUCCACUCUGUUCAUGCGACAUCCCUCCUGUCUGGAAAAGUGUCUUCCUCUGGCUGGGUUACUCAAACUCCUUCUUUAACCCGCUCAUCUACACAGCAUUUAACAAGAACUACAACAAUGCAUUUAGAAACCUUUUUUCCAGACAACGAUGAGGAACAGAAAGACCAGAUUGAAAACCUUUGGGUUUUAUGAGUAGAAAGUGAGAAGAACGUCAAAAGAAGCUGUCUUCUGUUCAGAUACAGAAGAUACAAAAGCCAUGCACUCGCUCUAACAUUUGUCCCAGGAGGAAAGGGGCUUUCCAACACCCAUCAAAAAUCCUGCAGGCCUGGUGUACAGAUUUUCACCUGCUGGUGAUUUAAUACGUGUCUGUGUAUGGCUGCUGCUGUUGAUGGUUAGACAAGUUGGGCACUAUCUGUUAAGUCAUCAGUGCUGAGAUAAUGCAAGUCUGCUGAACCAUCCAAGUGUCCCCUCUAGCAAAACUGAACCACUCAUUCUGACACUGAGCAAACUGUCUGUAGUCUGUGAACUCUUGAGGGAGAAACCAUGGAUGUUUUCCAUAGUUCUGAAGGAUGUGAAACAUCAAAGCCAUUUUUAUUCUAAUUGUCAAUGAAGACACAAAGUAGGCAUAUGUACACAUUAUGAAAAUCUGGCCUAAUUCAUAUCCUUUCACUCCCUAAAAAUGACUUGGCUAAGGAGCAAUUUGUAUUUCCAUCACAUUUCCUUUCAUUAAAUAAAUUUUUCCUUAAGAAGAAAGUCGAUGUGCAAAAGAUGUACAAAGACGAGACACGAUUUCAAAUAAGACGUGGUGUAAUAAAGUGAAAUGGAAAUUUUGAACAAAAUAGUUGUUAUAAAUGACCUCAUAAAUGUUUCCAGGCAGCACAUCUCAGCAUUUAUGUACAUUACUGUGAAUGGAUUCUGCUUUCCUCUUUGUAAGCUACCAUUGCAGCAGAGUAAACUGGAAUAUGGACAUUACAUGAAAUGAAAUGUAAAUAUGCCUGCAAUUCCUUUGUGAUGGGAGCUGUUAAAUAAAAGAUAUGAAAUGAUCCGGCAUUCAAGGUCGUUGAAGAUACAGAAUAAUUACUCUGUUUAUUGGUUAUCAAUAAUUGGAGGAUCAGUUAAUAAAACAACGUGAAAAGCUCAAGGUCUCUCAA
Molecule: messenger RNA, 2828 nt
Organism: Onychostoma macrolepis
Lineage: Eukaryota; Metazoa; Chordata; Actinopteri; Cypriniformes; Cyprinidae
Gene: htr5ab
Product: 5-hydroxytryptamine (serotonin) receptor 5A, genome duplicate b
Exons: 4
Coding region: 789-1829 (346 amino acids)
Biological process (GO): adenylate cyclase-activating adrenergic receptor signaling pathway
Cellular component (GO): plasma membrane
Molecular function (GO): G protein-coupled serotonin receptor activity
Source: RefSeq, a predicted model, not a curated record